GUACCCUCGUGUCUCCCAGUAUGUCCCAGUAUCACUCCCAGUCCUCCUCGUGCCACCUCAGUGUUCCCAGUACUCCCAGUAUUCCCCACUCUGUCCCAGUAUCACUCCCAGUUUUCCCAGUCCCUCCCAGUGCCCCCCCCCAGGCCAAACCUCCGUUCUGGCCCCGCCCCCUUCAUUGGCCCCGCCCCCUCCCAUUUUUCCCCCUUCCCCAUUUCCAGUUCCUCGUGGCUGCUCUGGGAAGGGUCAAAGGUCACGGAAUGGAGCGGGAAAGUCUCGGGGCACUGGUGAUACUGGGAGUUCUGUCCCUGGCCAGAGGAGACCCCCCCGAUGCUGCCAGUCCCUUCCAUUAUGACUGGUGUCACCUGCGCGUCGGUGGCCUCGUGGUGGCCGCGGUGCUGAGCGCGGUCGGGAUCAUCGUCCUGUUCAGUGGGAUGUGCAAGUGCCGGAGCAAGGCCAGCCGCCGACGCCCGCCCCCGGAGCUGUCACCUGUACCUGGGACAGGAGCCGCCAGCUCGUGCUGAGCUGUCCCCAAAAUGUCCUGAAAUGUCCCCAGAAUGUCUCCAGAAAAGGACAAUGAAUAAAAUUG
Messenger RNA from Oenanthe melanoleuca, 586 nucleotides. RefSeq names its product FXYD domain-containing ion transport regulator 3-like. Gene Ontology annotation, biological process: regulation of sodium ion transmembrane transporter activity. Gene Ontology annotation, molecular function: sodium channel regulator activity. Lineage: Eukaryota; Metazoa; Chordata; Aves; Passeriformes; Muscicapidae. The record is from RefSeq and is a predicted model, not a curated record. Bases 21 to 521 code for a protein of 166 amino acids. Gene Ontology annotation, cellular component: membrane. The transcript has 8 exons.